CUUAUAAUAUGUCUGCAUUUUAUUUUUAUUUUUUCUUUCAUUUCAGGACAUAACUUGGCAAGAUGAACAUUCAGCCCCUUUCUCCUGGGAGACCAAGAGUCAAAUGGAGUUCAGUGUUGCAUCUUUAUCCCUACAAGAACAAGGUGGUGUCCCAUCACAAAAUGAACAGAGACAACCAGUCAAAGCAGCACCCGGUGUCCAGGCACCCAAAUCUUCUCAGGGUAACAAGACGCCUAGCUCUGAUGGGUUAAUACCAUCCAGGAAAGAAGAGGAGUCCUCUUUCUGGAAGAUAAAUGCAGAGCGUUCAAAAUUUGAAGGAGGCCAGUCAGAAUUCCAGUCCUUGACCCCUAGCCAGAUUAAAUCGAUGGAGAAAGGAGAGAAAGCCCUUACAUCUUUUUAUAGGCAAGAGUCUACUCCAAAAGAGACGACCAAAGGUGAGAAACCCAGCAUAGCUAAACCAGAAACAUUCAUCACUCCAAGCCUGUCUUCUCUAUCUACGGAGUGGGAGAAAUCUCAACCCAGUCAGCCUACAGCUAACACACUAGAUGACCUCCUUCCUGAACCACCCCAGGAACUGCCGUCUUCAGGGACAAAAACUGAAGAGGCUGAGGGCCCUAUGCUUUCAGACCCCGGUGGACAGAGUAAUACAAGCACCAUUAUCUUGAAGACUGGCUUUGAUUUUCUAGACAACUGGUAAAGACACUACAAAAUAGUUCACACAAAGUUUGGAGAAGGAAAGAGGCAUUUUCUCUUUGUAUGUUAAGUUACUAGCAUCUGCGUAUUUUAAAAUAAUUUUCAAACUCUAAAUGUUGCCUUUGUAUAAACUUUUUUGUAAUACCAGAUGCACUUUUGUACUUCAAGUGUUUGUGAUAGGCGUGAUCUCAUUUUUUUUGAAUUUUGUAAUGUCUGUUACAAGUUGAGUAGUUAUUGUAUUGGGGAAAAUUGUAUACAUUAAAGGACAAACUUCUGUGUUCAAAAGACUCAGCCUACCAAGAUCCAGUUCUUGUUUUGUUAGGAAUUGGGUUAGCGUGGCUCGUAAGUAUUUGCAUCUUUCAUGACAGAAAUGAAUUAAAUGCAGUGUUGCUCUAAAUAAACUACCAAAAGACUCCUUUAAGAAAGGCAUGAAAAAAUAAGCAUAUUAUAAGAAUUGUAUUUUCUUUGUUUAUUUCAUAUCUAGUUUGGCAGUAUUGUAUUCUACCACCUUUUUUUGCAAGUUAUUUUGAGAGGAGCCAAAGGUUUGACAAAAAUGCUUGGUUCAAAGAAUCACUGCAGUUGUGCUCUAUAGAUACAUUUGCUAGAAAGGAAGGCUUCUUACAAAAGUGGCUUGGGAAAUGACUGUAAACAUGAGUGAGGAUGCUGACCUUUGUUUUGUCCAAUUUUUUUUCCAGGGAAUGAAAACCUAAAGAGGUCACUGCUUCCAUAUAGCCCUUGGUAGCAGAAAAGUUGAAGUAAAUCACAGGUGUCUCCAGGAGCAGACACCACUUAAGUUUUUGCUAUGGUAAACUUCUAUAUUUAUAGCAGGCUAUAGCACACUAAGGCUUUUUGUACUCUUUUUAUAACAGCUAUCCCUCUUGAAGACGCAUCAGUCUAACUUCUGGUGCUCUUUCCUUUUGUGGAUACAUCGUCCCUGGUGUCCACUCUCUGGGUAGUGUUUGCAUCUGAGGUGCAAACAGAACUGAAAGGUAGCCUUUGGCAUGUGUGCCUCCAGGUCUACUUUUGAAUAAUCCUCAGUUGCUGUUAAGGGUAGAGAACAGGACUUCAGCUGUCAUUUGGACUGCUGUCUCCAAAAUGCAGCAUGAUUUACACACUGAUUUUUCACUGUGUUUUUCACCUUGAAGCCUUAAUUCCCCUUGCACACAACCAGUGAAGGGUCCAAUGCCAGAGGUUUAACCUUUCCUUUUUACCUCCAUAAUUGAUUCCAAAAUUAUCUAUCCGGGGUGGAAGGAAAAAGAUAUAGCUCAUUUUAAUGAAUCCAUGCCAAAGUUGUACUAUGGCCAAAUGAUGGGCAGUCUGUACCAGUUGGACUUAGUUCCCUUAGGCUUCACGUGGAUUGGCAUUUGACAGUUUAUUGAUACUAGUGACAGUUAAACCCUGCUGAUUCCAUUUUUUGACCAAAAUUUUCUUUUGUACAAUAAAAGUCUUUGAGAAGAUUUCAAAGUAGUCUGCAGGUAUUGAAGAAACUCCAUUCUGCAGAGUGGUGUGCUGCUUGCCCUGUUUGCUUUGAGGCAGGUGGUAUAUAUUUACUAUCAAACAGCAGUGAAUACUUGCUUUCCUUAAUAUGUUUAAAGGCUUGGUUAUAAAAUUUAGCCUUUUUCAAAAACAAGGAUUAAUUUCUAGCAACAGAAAAGAAUAAAGUAUUGGAUGGCUAGUCAUAGAAAAGCAAAUUUUACAGUGAGGUUUCAUAGCACAAUGAUAACUUCUGAAACAGCAUUAAUAAAGCUGUGCUACAAAAUACACUUCAACUGAAUGCACUCCUCGGUGAUACAUAUCAAGUAAACUUCUAUAUAGAGGAUGGGUCUUAUAUUUGACCCCUGUAAAUUCAGGAGAAAAUUUCAGUUCUUUUGUAUUUCAUAUUCCUGUUGGCCCAGAUAUACUUAUAAUAUUUGCUGCUUAGUUUAAUAUUUUUAAAUGGCCCUUAUUAGUGUUACAUCAUCAUCUAGCGUUAAUAUGGAAAAUUAAACAAGGACUUGAGCAUAAAGUUCAGAUAUCUGAAAUACUGCUGACUUGCACUUUUUCCUCAAACUUGAGUCCUUGAAAUUUUUUUAAGCUGAAUGACACUAAUCAUGGGUUUUACAGUUACUAAUAAAAGCUUUGAAUUGUUUUCAGUAAGUUGAAAUAUUCAGCCAUCAGUGUGUAUUUUCAGUCCAUGCAAGAGGCACCAACUUUUUAAUCUUGCUUCAAUAUUUGUAGCGCUUUGUGUAACACUUCUUAAUGUCGGGAGGAGCAUUUGUUUACACCUGUGCUAAAUGGAUUGUAGAUUUGUAAUUUGCUUCAAUUUUGUGCUCUCUUUACUACCAUUUUUAGAGUACUGCAUCCUAUACAUAUUUGGGACCACCUGGUAGAACAUGCUGCAGAACUUUUACUUACUUAGUAGAUUUUUCCUUGCUGAUCUUUGACAUAAAUUGAUGCUUCUCCCUUUCUAUGAUAUGCUUUUAUUAAACAUUCAUAACAGAAAAAUUGUACAUGGUCACAUUUUAUAUUAACAAACCUUUUAAUAAAGUCACUUUACAUAGAA
Molecule: messenger RNA, 3235 nt
Organism: Gavialis gangeticus (Gharial)
Lineage: Eukaryota; Metazoa; Chordata; Crocodylia; Gavialidae
Gene: CUNH1orf198
Product: chromosome unknown C1orf198 homolog
Exons: 3
Coding region: 104-697 (197 amino acids)
Source: RefSeq, a predicted model, not a curated record